AUGGGUGCUGCAUGCUCCUCCGAGCAAGGAUAUGAUCUCUGUGGUCCAGCUCGUCCCCGGCACCAGGAAACAGCUCCGGGACAGGACAAGCCAGUAGAAGUGCCUAAAGCUGCCAACGUAACCCCUGAGCCGGAGGAUUACUCCACCAGAGGCACCCAUCGUAGCAAUCACACUCAGAACCACCACAAUGGCUCAACACGACAGAUCCGCACACAAACUAUUCGACAACCAAAAGUCAAAAUAGAACGCAGUUUAUGGGGACGUCCUAAACCAGAAGAGCCACAGAAUACCCUCAACGCGAACAUUACAAGAGAGGCUGAGAAGCUGAGAGGAGACGCGAGGACAAGGUAUGAGCAUAUGCGUCCAGGACCUGCUCCACCGGGAGAUGAAGCUCGUAGAAGGGCUGAAGGGAAGAUGCUUACCCCCCAGCAGUAUCUCCAGGAAAUGGGCAGGAAACGUGGUAAUUAUUAUGCGAAGAAAGAGGAAAAUGCGAGGAAAGAAGAAGAGGCCAAGAUAGCCGAAGAAGCAAAGAGGGCAGAAAGGGCGAUGAAAAUAGAAGAAACGAGGAGGGUAGAUGAAGCGAGUAGGGCAGAGGAAGUGAGGGAAACAGAAGAAAAGGAGGCGGCUCAAAGAGGUGACAUGUUAACUGUCAAUUACGAUGAUGUGGAACAUGUACCCUCAGAGACAAUUGGCCAAGAGGAAACUGAGGUACGCAACAAUAACAACGUGUCGGACAACGAUGAGAAUAUGGCGCCCCCAUCCAGUGUUCGUAUUAUUCAGAAUUGCAUGGAAAGGAACAAACAUGCCAUCGAAAAUCUACAUGACGACAUGAAUGUUUGGCUCAAAGCAAGUGUCAUGUGCUACGACAUCAGACAUUACGAUAUGACCAUCGAGAGCCGAAAGAGAAUUGAGAAGAACGAAAACACCUUCUACAAUACAGAGAAGACCAAGAUUGAUAAGCUGUUCGUAGUUUACCCUAUACCGAAUCAUAGGUUUAUCCCUUCACCGAACCAGAAGUCGGCUAUCAAAGAAGGCGUCGUGCUGACCCUUAGAAAGCUGAUGGACCAUCUUCGUGAGGUUUCCAUCGCCGCAGCCAAACAUGAAGGAAGAGAAGCAGACUGGAGGGUCAUCUUUUGCGAGGAGCUGGCGCCAUACUACGAGUAUGCACUUGGUAUUUUCGAUGGUGGCAAGCAGCUUGAGAAUCGGCUCUGGUUUCUGCAACUCAUGGAAAAGUUUGGCUCACCGGUCCCGGCUGAAGAACUUGCAAAGUGGGAUGAAAAAAUGUCUGGCGUGUAUGGUAUUGGUGACGAGGCAAGAACGGCGGAGGUUGCUUCGAGGUGGCGAGUUGCUCCGACUGGAAUGAAGCCUCUGUCGGAGUGGAUCAAUAUCAUCAAUGGACAGUAA
Molecule: messenger RNA, 1404 nt
Organism: Cadophora gregata
Lineage: Eukaryota; Fungi; Ascomycota; Leotiomycetes; Helotiales; Ploettnerulaceae
Exons: 2
Coding region: 1-1404 (467 amino acids)
Source: RefSeq, a predicted model, not a curated record